AUGGGCUGCACUACGUUCAGCCCACCCUCUCUGCCAUCCGCUAUCGUGCGGAUUCUCAACGAGCCUGUGCUGCCCCCUGAGAUCGGGCACCAACACACGUAUGCGACGUUCGAUCCAGAGAGGUCCUCAACGCUCUGUAACACGGACAUAUGGGAGUGCGGCGAUGAGGAAAAGAACAGCGGCCUGAAUACGGUCAUCUCGGAUGGACUCAUCUGGACCGAAGACGCUGGCCGCCAGAGCACAGUGACCAGCACUGUCUACGAGCCAUGGGAUGCCUUGCCCUCGGAGUGCUCGUGCCCAAUAGUGCUGUCCACCCUCACAGUGACCAGGACCGAAACAGAGACAGAGACACCAGCCAGUACCCCGACGGGGGUUGAGCAGCCAGACGCAGAUAGCAGUGGUUCGACAACGGCUCCCAUCCCAGGAGUCGCCUCUUUCAUAGGUGCCGCGGUCAGGUCGGUGAGAGGCAUGUGGCUCGGUGCUUGGAUGGGGUUCUGUCGCUAG
Molecule: messenger RNA, 504 nt
Organism: Emericellopsis cladophorae
Lineage: Eukaryota; Fungi; Ascomycota; Sordariomycetes; Hypocreales; Bionectriaceae
Exons: 2
Coding region: 1-504 (167 amino acids)
Source: RefSeq, a predicted model, not a curated record